GACGGAAUGGCGCGAGGACAACGUGUCGUUUGCUAUAGUUGUGAAAUUUCGGUUAUAGAAUUUAUUAGAAUUUCAAUUUUUUCAUAUUUAUUUCAAUUUUUUCAGGUCCUCGUCCUCGUGGAGGUUUUAGCACCUUUCGGUAGGAGUAGUACGCUCUAGCUGCAUUUGCAUCGACAGAAACUGACGAGGAAUCGAAGAUCGCUCAAGUUUUGAAAAUUCAACAAAAAUCGGCUGUCUGAAAAUUUGAGUUCAACACUCGCAGAAGUUGCCCCUUGUUUUAUUUUGCCUUUUACCGCGCAAAGACAAAUCAUGAAAGUCCUGCUCCAGAACAAAACGGCGUUGGUCCUGGGGAGUGCCGCUUUUCUUGGCGCCCUCAAACCGACGGCGGCCGUUGACGUCGCGCAGCUUCUAUGGGAGUGUGGAAGAGCUGCUUGUUUCCCUCGUUCUGAUUUGUCAUCGAAAGGCGCAAGAACCGCGCGUGCUUUUAUUUUUGGGGCCUUUCUGUACUUUUUUGCAUGACAAGCUGCAGCAGAAAUGCAAAACGAAAGUAUUUGCAAUGGGAAAUGCAGAUGCUAGUCGAGUUAAGUAUGGAUCUGGUGGCUUCGGUGAUGCUGAUGUUCUUUCUGUUGCUGGUCGCAUCCGCCUCCUGCGCAUGAGGCAUUUUGCACUGCACACAAGCAUCGCAAUCGUAUUGUUGAGUGCAGUCUUCAAGCUCCGGCAUGACUAAAGUUAAAUCGUGCGGCGCAAAGCUGAUCAUGCCGAGAGAAUGCAAUUUAUUGUAGCUGCACGCAGUUGCAGCACUUGCACUGCGACGAUUUUUCCAUGCAUACAUAGGCAAUAAACAAGGGGAGCAAGUUUUUAUUGUGCGCUCUGAUAGCUUCUGGGCCGCCUCGGUUUCGGUACCGGCGAGGGCACGAACACCCUGAAAACGAACAAGGCACCGCAAGAAGAAGAGCCGACCUGUAAACUUGUGCUCGACCAAGCCCAAAGUAAUUCCCAAACGACCCCCGACUUUGAAAAAUUUGCUGCAGCAAUGAAGAUCCAGAAUCCGCACGUGUGCCAGGUUCUCGCGUUCUCGUUCUAUUACACGGACGCUGCGAAGGCGGAGGCAAAGAGUGGUCCGGAAAACAUCAAAUUCGUGCAUGAUCCGGCUACUGUUGCUGCUAUCAAUGCAGACAAUCCUGAUGCGCCCACCCUCAUGAUGAACGGAAUCAUCAAAACCUGCUGCACUGUAUGUUGGCCCGCUCAUUUCGACUAGCCUUGACACCACUCGAAGGUUUGUGGUGCGUGCAUAUAUAGUACUUGCUUCCUGCUCGAAUAAAAGAAUAGAUUUAAGUAAUAAAUUGAAUCUGUCUGCCAACAGCAGACGAAAAUUGCAACAGCUUGUAUAUGUAUGUAAGCGUCCGAGAGCCGUCCACUGGUUCCGCGCAAUCCGAGCUGAAAGUAAAAAACUGCACAGACACAUCAAGUGCAAGCAGUUGUUGCGCAAUUAAUCACAAACGAAGCAGAAGCUGCUGUUGGCACUGGUACUAAGUCGAGGUCGUCUAGUCUGAGCGGGGCAUAUUCUAACUACGGCCCACACUCUAUGGAUGUGUCAGGUUUGAAAUCGUCAAAGUUGAGAUAGUUUGUCAUGCACAAAACGGAUACCGGUUAGACCUACAGUCUGUAGUCGGUGCAUGGCAAAUUUUCCCGGUCCUGGAAGCGAGUCUGUCAUGCGGUUUAGGGUAAAAGGGCUGCCUUCUGUCAUGCUAGUUAGCAGUCCAACUUUUGACCAUUACCAGGACUAUAAUCGGCCUCCCGUGGGUCCUCUGCAAUAGAGUCACUUUUUGUAUCGCAUUUUCGGCACUGCAAAUUAUUUCAACUUUGACGAUUUCAAACCUGACGCUUCCAUACACUUGCUUCGCACGCAGAUCAGCGUGGACAAGCAGACCACCUGCCGGAAGGCGGUCGAUUAUGCAUUGCAAAAGUAUCGUAUUAGUACAAAUUGCAUUACAAAUUUUAUCAGAAAGCCAAAUGAAAUUUGUAAUGCUAGUUCAGGUAAAAAGGUAGGUUUGUCAUGCAAGAUUGCCAUUUCUACGAGUGCGAUACUUCUGCACAGCAUAUCGAUGCGGGGAAGUCAAUGAUGCUUGCUCAACAACCACCUCCUGCAGAACCGGUAACGGACGACUCGGUGUGCAUAAUGACCGCCGUUGCGACGCAUUACUCCUCCGCGGAAAAGGCGAGGUACAAGACCGGUGUUGAGCAGCAGAAGUUUAGUGGUGAUCCUGCCGCCGCGUUUCGCGAUCCCGCCACAAUUCCCGAUCUCGCCACUGUGCCGGUGUUCUUCGCUAGCGCGAACAAUGCGCUGCAAACAUGCUGCACUGUAUGGCCCGCUCGCAUCGACUAGCCACCUUGAUUUUUAUUCGACGGCUUGUGUGUCUGUGUGCAUGAUUGAUUUGGAUUGCUAGUAAGUCGCAAUCUCAACCGCAUUGAUAAUUGUCUGCAAUUGCAAUUUCGGCGCCACUUGUAGUGUUCAGUACUUUUCAUAUAGUCGAUGUCAUGCUCAUGAUCUACUUAUGUAAAAUCAUUUAUACAACAAAGAUGAAGAUCUAGUUGUAGAUGUACAUGCGCGUGACAAGGAGCGCAAAACAAAGAUGCUCGCGGUCCCGGGACCGGGACGUAAGAACGGGGAUGCGGUUGCGUUUCUUAGCUGAGAUGGUCUAGUCAUCUGAGCGGUGCAUAUCGUGGCUACGGUCCAAACUUGAUUGCGCCGGCCGUAUGGAAGUGGGAAAACUCCCCCUCCCCCUCGUUUGUAUAUGCAAACUACCAAAUCCAGUGGGUCUGGUAGUUUGCAUUCUGCAUCGUGUCCACCAACGUGGUUUGUAGUCCUCCGGUGGAUUUAAUCCACCAGCCACCACUUGGGCUCACUUGCACUUCCUUGCGUUAUUCAAGCUAGAGCACGACUAGGACAACUCGCAUAGGUAAUUUUGGUGGAGCCUGAAAGAGUACCACUACUACAUCAGUCGGUCCGUGUGUACUAGGUCAUUUCUUCGUAAUACGAAGGGCCCAUGAUUUCUGCCAUUUGUGCCGCUUGUAGUUUUGCCGUUCAUUUAUACCUCUAGUACACAAAUAAGGGGGCGAGGGUGUAGUGCACUAUCAUAGGCCGCAAACAAGCAGCAGAACCGGAAGCAGCGCCGCUCCGAUUCAAUUUCUUGCUGCUGAGGCUGCUUGGGUCAUCUUACGCAGAUACCACAGAAGCGAGGGCAGCGGUCUCUUCAUGCUGAGGCUGCUGAGGCUGGGCUGCUUGGGUCAUCUUACGCAGAUACCACAGAAGCGAGGACAGCGGUCCCUUCAGUGUUGUUUUUCCUGCUUGUUCUGAAUUGCUUUUCCUGCUUGUCUCUCAUGUGCAUGUCAUGAGUAUCGAUCGCACAGCGAAGUUGUUUGAACCAAAUUUAUUGUUUUCGAGUUUUCUGUCAGUAUAAGUGUUUCCUUUUUAUUUUGACUUUCAUCUAUCUACUCAUUAAAUACACGCAAAACUUUAACCUGGUAGCUCUGUUCAACAUACUCGUCAAUGAUUAUCUGUGAAUUUAUGAUAGUUGCGGACGUCUCGAAAAUCAAAAUUUGCUUACCGACCAGCACUUCUAACUCUUGAAAAUAACAUAUAAUACCGAUACCGUCGAACACGAUUUCUUGUUGUCACUCAAUCUCAAAUUUCUUCUUACCGAAUAUAUUAAAGACUACUUGUUACCCAAUGCAAAAAUCGGAGUAGAGCAAUUCGCUUCUAUGGCUGUAUGCAGCACGCCCAGGAGUGACUUCUCCUGUUUGGUGGAAAUAUGAAACGUCAAGAAUUAGACCACCUAGCACAUGAAACGCGAGCUCGUGCAGCAGAGAAGCAGGUGAAAGAGCGCUCUGAUAUUAAUUCUAUCUUUUAACAACGAGCAUGAUCAUGAAAAUGAAUAAAUCUGUAUAUGGGCCGCCGGGUCGUCAUUG
Molecule: messenger RNA, 3969 nt
Organism: Amoebophrya sp. A120
Lineage: Eukaryota; Dinophyceae; Syndiniales; Amoebophryaceae
Source: the annotation of a GenBank genome assembly